Penicillium argentinense is the source of this 1527-nucleotide messenger RNA. RefSeq names its product HesA/MoeB/ThiF family protein. Bases 1 to 1527 code for a protein of 508 amino acids. The transcript has 3 exons. Gene Ontology annotation, biological process: tRNA wobble position uridine thiolation; protein urmylation. The record is from RefSeq and is a predicted model, not a curated record. Gene Ontology annotation, molecular function: adenylyltransferase activity; URM1 activating enzyme activity; thiosulfate-cyanide sulfurtransferase activity. NCBI's taxonomy places the organism in Eukaryota, Fungi, Ascomycota, Eurotiomycetes, Eurotiales, Aspergillaceae. Gene Ontology annotation, cellular component: cytosol; cytoplasm.
AUGGCAGAUAUCGAGUCGACAUGCGCCUCCCUGCGCGCCCAGAUUUUGGCCACUGAAGCGCAGCUCGAUGGGCUCAAACGCGACCUUGCGAAUGCGGAAAAGGCCAGCAAAUCGCGGGCUUCACCUGCCGCCGACGAGCACAAGGAACAAAAUGACAACCAUGAGGGCCGUCGGUGGCCGCUACUCCCAGAGGAGUAUAGGCGGUAUGGGCGACAGAUGAUCGUCUCUCAAGUUGGCCUUGAAGGUGACUGCCUCGUGUCCGGCAAAGAAGCAAAGACAACGCGACAACUCAAACUACGGUCCGCCAAAGUUCUGCUCGUCGGAGCAGGGGGCCUAGGCUGUCCUGCUGCUCAGUAUCUUGCCGGAGCCGGUGUAGGUACUAUUGGGCUUAUUGACGGCGACACGGUCGAAAGCUCUAACCUGCACCGCCAAGUGCUGCAUCGGACAAAGAAUGUUGGGAAAUACAAAGUGGACAGUGCCAUUGAGUCGUUGCAAGAACUCAACCCGCACCCGACCUAUAUCCCACACCGGACGCACCUCACACCCGAUGAAGCACCCACGAUCUUCGAGAAUUAUGACUAUAUCCUCGAUUGUACCGACAACCCUGCGACGCGCUACCUGAUUUCGGACACUGCCGUGCUGCUAGGGAAGACCUUGGUCUCCGCGUCAGCGCUACGAACAGAAGGCCAGCUGAUGGUCCUCAACAACCCGCCCCAACCUGCAGGGGACCCGGAGGGUGGUCCAUGCUACAGAUGUGUCUUCCCCAAACCGCCACCAGCUGAUAGUGUUGUCAGCUGUGCAGACGGCGGCAUUAUGGGACCCGUGGUUGGCACCAUGGGGGUCUUGCAAGCGCUUGAAGCAAUCAAAGUUAUCACGGCGCCGUACCCCAUCAAGGCUGCAGCGGGAAUUCCUGCACCGGCGCGAGAAUCCCCAUCGCUCCUGAUAUUCUCGGCAUAUUCCAACCCCCAAUUCCGUUCUAUUCGCCUGCGCUCUCGUCGAUCGAACUGUGCUGUCUGCUCGGCGAACGCCACGGUGACAUUGAACACCAUCAUGUCAGGAUCUACGGACUAUGUCUUCUUCUGUGGUUCGGCAAGCCUGCCGUCGUUAUUGGGUCCUGAGGAACGUAUAUCGCCCGAGGAAUAUCGUCAGAAGCACCCGGGAUCUGCUGCUGGACGAGGAUCCACCAUGAUCGAUGUACGAGAAAAGGCGCAAUUCGGCAUUUGUAACCUGGUGAACAGCAUUAAUAUUCCAAUUUCCAACAUUCUGGCCUCGAGCUCGAAAAAGAGCCAAGGCCAGGAAUCUGACCAGCCACCCGAAUUGCCCUCCUGGAUCCCUCCCGAAGUCGCUAACUCUGAGUCUGACGAUCCAAUAUAUGUUGUCUGUCGCCUUGGGAACGAUUCUCAAAUCGCAGUCAAGCGGUUAAAGGAGCUGGGGCUAGAUCGUGAUGGAAGACGGUAUAUUGGAGAUAUUCGUGGCGGGUUCCGUGCAUGGCGAGAGCAAGUCGACCCGGACUGGCCUCAAUACUAA